CAAACGAAGUGAAUAAUUUCGAUUAACUACGUAUGUGCUAAUGAUAAUAUUAUUAUCAUCAGAAUUGAUUUCAAAUGUAAAAUAAACAAUGUACGUAUAAAAUAGAAUUUAAAAAUAAAUGUGCAAUGUGGAAAUAUAAGUGGAUAUUUGUUAUAAGUUCAAUAUUCUAUGCUGCUGUUAUAGCACAGACAACGCAUAACGACACUCGAUGUUUUCAAUUCACUUGGCUCGGUCCCCGAUAUGACAACCAGAGUGUUUUUAUGAACGCAACAUGCAGCGAUGCAACGCAAUUAGCUGAUGGUGUUCCCUGCCAUCACCCCUUGGUAGUAUCAGAGGACGGAACGUGGCCCGAUAUUGAUUACAUUUGGACCCACCACUUCGCAGAUACAACAUGCACACUUUCACAAAACGAUGUUUGUGCCAAAUAUACAUUCUAUUUCAAUGGCCAUCCUGAAAACGCAACCUACAUGUGUACCAGAGCAGUGGAUACAAUGGACACGGCAAUCACGAGCGGUUGUUUCGAACAAACAUCUGGAAGUUAUAGCACACGCGUGUUGAAAACAGGGCCGAAAUUAUCACUUAAGAUGUACUCUGUGUUGACGAGGGGAAACGCUAUUUUAACGUAUACAUUAAGCGUGCUAGCAUGUUUAACUUUCCUAUGUUUUCUAUCCACAUUAACAGUGGAUUAUAGAACCGCUGCUCAAAUGAAUACAGUUAAAGUAGUCGUAAAGAAUGUUCCAGACUAUGGUGCCUCAAGAGAAAAGAAUGACUUGGGAUAUUUAACAUUUGAUCUGAAGACUGAUCUCUCUAAUUUAUUUAACUGGAAUGUUAAACAGUUGUUUCUGUAUCUCACUGCUGAGUACAUAACACCAUCAAAUGAGUUAAAUCAAGUUGUUCUGUGGGAUAAAAUCAUUCUAAGGGGAGAGAACGCUCUACUAGAUUUUAAGAAUAUGAACAUUAAAUACUAUUUCUGGGAUGAUGGAAAUGGCUUAAAGGGUCACAAUAAUGUCACACUAACUCUCUCUUGGAACAUCAUCCCCAAUGCUGGUCUCCUGCCUAACAUUCAAGCAAUUGGCCAACAUUCCUUCAGAUUCCCGAAGGAAUACACACAAGCCAGAGUGUGAUUCAUAAUGAAUGAGUGUUAGAUGUGUAUGAAUUUGUGUGAUGAUUUUGAAAAUGAAUAUACAGUUUCAUUUA
Messenger RNA from Colias croceus (clouded yellow), 1197 nucleotides. RefSeq names its product signal peptidase complex subunit 3 (gene Spase22-23). Gene Ontology annotation, cellular component: signal peptidase complex; membrane. Lineage: Eukaryota; Metazoa; Arthropoda; Insecta; Lepidoptera; Pieridae. The transcript has 7 exons. The record is from RefSeq and is a predicted model, not a curated record. The coding region runs from base 126 to 1124 and encodes 332 amino acids. Gene Ontology annotation, biological process: protein targeting to ER.